AUGGUCCUGACACAAGUUGCAUCGGCAAACCUCGAGGGCCUCUGCUCCAAGGAGCAGCUUGAGCUCCUCAACACGAUUGAUUCGCUGCGAUCGCAAGGGAUCAGUCAUUACAUCUCUCUGCCUCAAAUCAUUGUGUGCGGCGAUCAGUCGUCUGGAAAGAGUUCUGUCCUCGAGGCCAUAUCGGGUGUCUCAUUCCCCGUCAGUACCGGUCUCUGUACGCGUUUCCCGACGGAACUCAUCCUUCGAACGGCACCGCAUAUCUCGGUCAAGGUCUCCAUCAUCCCGCACAAUCCACUUCGCAGAGACAAGCAAAGUCCUUCCACCGAUUUCCACGAACAGCUCGACUCGGUUCAGCAGCUGCCGGAGCUCAUUGAAAAUGCAAAGGCAUACAUGGGAAUCAAGACCCUCGGCAAGGCAUUCUCCAACGAUGUCCUUCGCAUUGAAAUCAGCGGACCGGAUCGUCCUCAUCUCACUAUUGUCGACCUCCCGGGGUUGAUUCACUCCGAGACCAAGAACCAGUCGGCCUCGGAUGUUCAUCUCAUCACCCAGAUUGUCAAGAACUUCAUGUCAAAGAAACGAAGCAUCAUCCUAGCGGUCAUAUCCGCAAAGAACGACUACGCCAACCAGGUCGUCUUGAAGCUGGCCCGCGACACUGACCCACGAGGCCUUCGCACGCUCGGCAUCAUCACUAAGCCAGACACUCUCGCCCCUGAUUCUUCGAGCGAGAAGAGCUACAUCUCCCUCGCCAAGAAUCUGGACGUAGUGUUCCGGCUCGGAUGGCAUGUCCUCAGGAACAGAGAUACGGACGCAGACACGUGGUCUCUGGCGCAGCGAGACACGCAGGAGAAAGACUUCUUCUCCAAGAGCGCUUGGGCGAGCUUGCCCGAGUCAAGCUUGGGUAUCGCGUCUCUUCGAAGUCGACUGAGCAAACUGCUGUUGCAUCAGAUUGCGUCUGAGCUGCCGAGCCUGAUGAGCGAGAUCUCUCGCGAGAUUGCUUCUUGCGAGACGGAGCUCAAGAAAUUCGGCGACCCUCGCACAAGCCCCCAAGAGCAGCGACUCUAUCUGAUUCAGAUCAGUCAGUUGUUUCAGUCUCUGAUGCAGGCCGCAGUUGACGGCACCUAUACGGAUCCCUUCUUUAGCGACUCCGAGUCCGACGCUGGCUAUCCCAAGCGCAUCCGUGCCAUUAUUCAAAACCUCAGCCGUGACUUUGCCAAGGAAAUGGCGGAAAGAGGUCGAUUCUACAGGGUCGUGGACUCCUCCAAGAAGAGCGAGACAACCAGCAGCCAUAUCUCGCUCACGAAAGAUGAAUUUGUCACCAGAGUCGUCGACAUGAUGGCCCAUCGACGUGGCCGAGAGCUGCCCAAUUCCUUCAGCCCGACGAUUGUCACGGAUCUGUUCCGGGAGCAGUCACAGCUGUGGGAAUCGAUUGUGAAGCGUCAUGUGAAGCGGGUCUGGAGUGCGGCCCAAGUCUUUGUGGACGACUUGGUCUCCCACGUCUCUGAUCUGGAGACAAACGAGGCCAUUACGACGGCUGUUGUGAAGCCCAAGAUGGAGGCUGUGCUGGCCAGUCUUGAACUGAAGACGGCAAAUCUGCUUCAGCUGUAUCGGAAAGAUCAUCCAAUCACAUAUAAUAGUGAUUUCACCGAGGCUCUCCAGAGGAUUCGUCUCGAGCGGCAUUCCGACAAGCUUGACGGCAUUCUGAAGUCUCACUUCCCCAAUGCUUCUCUCGAGAGCACCAGCGUACAUCUGGGCAGCAACACGUAUGUGAAUUUCCAGAGCAUGAGGCGGCAAUUGGUGCAAAGUGUCGAGCCAGACUUAUAUCGUUGGAGUGCGGCCGAAGCACUGGACAGUGCUGAGGCCUAUUAUGAAAUCGCCUUCAAGCGAUUCAUCGACGAGAUCUCGAUCCAGGUCAUUGAAACAGGAUUAGUCGCCGAGAUUCGCGAGAUCCUCAGCCCUCUGGCCGUAGCCAAGAUGACAGAUGACGAAAUGGAAGCCAUUGUUGGCGAAAAAGAGAGCAUACGCGUGGAGCGCAAGAAGCUCGAAGCCAAGCUCAAGCUUCUCAGCGACGGCUCCGAGACAUGCAAGAGGUUCUCUGGAUUUCGAACGUUAGGUACUACCCUCUGCUGA
Messenger RNA from Trichoderma reesei QM6a, 2127 nucleotides. RefSeq lists its product as uncharacterized. Bases 1 to 2127 code for a protein of 708 amino acids. Lineage: Eukaryota; Fungi; Ascomycota; Sordariomycetes; Hypocreales; Hypocreaceae. Gene Ontology annotation, cellular component: microtubule; cytoplasm; membrane. The transcript is spliced from 2 exons. The record is from RefSeq and is a predicted model, not a curated record. Gene Ontology annotation, molecular function: microtubule binding; GTPase activity; GTP binding.